Molecule: messenger RNA, 1370 nt
Organism: Microcebus murinus (gray mouse lemur)
Lineage: Eukaryota; Metazoa; Chordata; Mammalia; Primates; Cheirogaleidae
Source: RefSeq, a predicted model, not a curated record
CAAACAUACGGAAGGCUGAGAGGAUGGACGCAAUCUCCUCCAGUGCUGACAGAGUACUAGGAUUCGAUGGAGUUUCUGUUUGGGACCUGAGGAUGCUGAGCCAUCUCUCUUCCAUCAAAAGCAGGAGCCAACAUCUCAGAUGUGAAAUCUAAGGUGGGGGCCCCUGGAUGAGAUAACAUUGUUACUCAAGAUCCCUUGGGGCCAGAGAAGGGGUCCCAGUGGCUACUUACACCUGCUGUGACCAGCAAACUCAGCCAAACCAAAAGCCACACUCCACCCACCCCCGACAGCCAGGCCAGCUCCAGGCAGAGAGCAGUUCUACCAGAUGCCACUGCAGGUGACCUCAGCAAAGGCGGGGUGAGAAGGACGAAGUGGGGAGGACUGCUUCCUCCCCUAAGUUGCUCGGGCCUCCCUGGGGCUGCAGGUGUUAAUCUGGGGGGUCCCUGGGCCCUGAUCUUCUUGGGUUCCAGCAGCAGAAACAUGAGGUUUGGGAGCCUCUUCCUCCUGGUGGUGCUCCUGGCUGUGGGGACCCAGCUGCCUGCUGCCUCUGGCCGGAAGAAGGGAGAGAAAGCAGGGGGCUGCCCGCCAGAUGAUGGGCCCUGCCUCCUGUCGGUGCCUGACCAGUGCAAGGAUGACAGCCAGUGUCCCUCAACCAUGAAGUGCUGCUACCAAGCUUGCUUCCGCCACUGCGUCCCCCGGGUCUCGGUGAAACAGGGCAGCUGCCCUGAGGACCGGCUGCAGUGCCUGAGCCCCACGAAGCACCUGUGUCACCAGGACUCGGACUGCUCGGGCAAGAAGCGGUGCUGCCACAGCGCCUGCGGCCGGGAUUGCCGAGAUCCUGCCACAGGCUAGUUCUGGUUUAGGAUCCAUGGCUCUGCAUGCAGGUGGGAGCGGCAGAAAGAGUUGCUGAUGGGAAUCCUGGGGCCUCCCAGACAGCGCCAUCCCUGCCAGCAGCAGUUCCAGCCUUCUGAUAGACACUGGCCUGCCAUCAGUUCCCUGCAACCCCGCCACUGCAGGCCUCUGCAACCCCCCGGUACCCUGCACACUGCCACACUGAGCUGCCCACCCUUCCUAGCACCCAUUUUCACCUCUCUCUGCACACGUUGUUUCCUCCACCUAAAAUGCCCAAUUCUUGCAGGCUCCUCUUUGUGGAGUCCUAACCCCACCCUCAGGCAGCCCAACUACCCAGAACGUAUGUUCUAGCAGAGUUUUCCAAACAUCAGUCCAUUCAUAUACACUUCUUUCAUGAUUUUCACCAUAUCUGCAAACCAGUGUUAUGAUAUGUUGCAUGCUGCCUGUACUACUAUUUACUCACGUUUUUCUUUAAAUGACUCACUUUUGUAUAUAAAUAAACUUAUUUAAAAAGAAAA